AUGGAUGAAAUUACUCGGCUGUUGGGCAGCAUAGAGCGUAAACGCACGGAAAGUGUUUCCACACAGUCGACGGGCAGCAAACUGGCCCUGCUCCAUCGGCUUCACCAGCUGAUGACCUGCGUCGAGGACUUGAACCCCAAAAACGAGCUGCACGAGGAGGUGGUCAAGACCCUGGAUUACGCCUUCCUCGUCUGCGGCAAGAGAGCCAACAAGCCGAAGAAGGACAGCUUCAGGUUGCACAUGGUAACGUGGAAUGUGGCUACAGCUGAUCCUCCAGACGAUGUGACCACACUUCUCCACCUGAACUCUCCAAAGAGCCCUGACCUUUACGUCAUUGGUCUGCAGGAAGUGUACUCUGGCCCGUUGAGGUUUGUGUCAGACGCUGUGUUCGAUGACCCGUGGAGUUAUCUAUUUAUGUCGCUUUUAGCGCCACAGAAGUACAUCAAGGUGUCGUCCAUAAGAAUGCAGGGCCUGCUGCUGCUCUUCUUCUCCAAGCUGGAGCACGUCCCCUUCAUCAGAGACGUCCAGGCGACGUACACACGCACAGGCCUCUUUGGUUACUGGGGUAAUAAAGGCGGCGUCUCCAUCCGAUUAUCUUUCUAUGGCCACACGCUCUGCUUCCUUAACUGCCACUUGGCUGCUCAUAUGAACUAUGCCUCAGAGAGGGUGGAUGAGUUUGAGUAUAUCAUGGACAUGCAGAGCUUUGACUGUAAAAGAGCUCCAACUAUUGUUGAUCACAGAUUGGUUUUCUGGUUUGGAGAUCUCAACUUCCGAAUUCAGGACCACGGCAUGCACUUUGUCCGCACCUGCAUCGACAAGCAGAACUACAGCCUGCUGUGGAGCAAAGACCAGCUGAUCAUGAUGAAGCAGAAGGAGCAGGUGUUGCAGGAGUUUGAGGAGGGGCCUCUGGACUUUCAGCCCACAUAUAAGUUUGACCGUAGCUCUGAUACUUAUGACACCAGACUUGGACUGUUGAUUUGUGCGUGCCUACAGCUGAGGAAGAUGUACGAGACUCCUCUGGUGCGUCUGCGGGCAGAGGGCGACUGGAGCGCAGAUAUUGAUGCCAUGGUGGUUUACAGCCCUCUGCAGCCAUUCCCCUCCAGUACUUGGGACUGGAUCGGCCUCUAUAAGGUUGGUUUCAGCAGCGUGUCAGACUACAUCACCUACGCGUGGGUCAAAGACGACGAGGUGGCCUUCAACGAGGAGGUUAUACAGGUUUAUGUAAGUAAGGAGGAAAUCCCCGUGCAGGGAGGAGACUGCGUGCUGUGCUACUACUGUAACGCUCUGAAGUGCAUCAUUGGAAUAAGUGAACCAUUCCAGGUCCAAGCAUCCAAGGUAGCCAUUGAGGAAGGCAUGCUGCCUGAAAGGAUCAAUGGACUCGACAAAGCUGUGUCUGGUGAUGACUUUUAGAACUGAAGUGUCAAAAGUCAUAGAUUUGGGAAACUAAGGUUUUCUCUGUCGCAUUUCUUAACCUGCAGCUGAAAAAGCAACUUAGGAACUGUUCUCUCCUUUCCCCAUCUGCACUACUGAUCUCUCUAAUGCUACCAGUGAGGCUGUUUUGUUAUUUACUCCUCAGCAGUCAAACGCAUUAAAAUGGAAGCUCACAUUUAAAUUGGCAUCAUGUCGAGCAAAGAAAUUUUACUCUUCUUUUACUCUUUAUGAGUAAAAAUAAAUAAGAUGGAAUGCUUAGAUUUUACCAUAUGUUUGUGUCACGAUGGAUGGGUGAAGAAUAUUUUAGGGUUUGUGAUACUCAAGGAAAUGGUUAAGGCCUGAUUAUCCACAAACCACUGCAGAUUACUGCAGAUACAAUUACUCAUUCUUGUACUGUUUUUUUACCACACGGAUCCACGCAUUCACUCCACGAUGACCAAAGUUAUAUCACCGAGUCCACCCAGUGGACCCCCCUCCACACUUACAGUAACUACAGUGGUGUUCAGAGCUAUUGCGAACCAAAGUUUCAUGUCACACCACUGUUUUUGAACUAUUUUGCCACCCACAAAUAUUCACCUCCAGUGGUUUUCAAUUUGAAGGUGUUUUCAAGACUUAACAGCUCCUCUGGGUUUUAAGCAUAAAAACAACAACUUUUCACUGAAAUUAAAAUAUCUGACACUUCUGUUGCUAUCUCCUGAUGUGAAGAAUAUCACAAGUCAAGUCUUGCAUAGUCCAAAUGGAGGCACAUGAAAGCUUGGCUUUGUUCUUGGUCUGAACACACUAUAAUGCUGUCGGAGGAAAAAUACUCACACCUACUCUUAAGAAUAGGUUCGGCUCCAACUUCACUUUACUGCUACUGUAAUGAAAAGGAAAAGGGAACAUGAGUUAGCAAAACCCACGGGCCGUGUUUGUUUGAAGGGCACCAUGGUCACGUUCAGACUGAGUAGUUAUUCUGUGAAAAAUGAGCUGUCAGCCUGCACUGCUUACU
Neolamprologus brichardi is the source of this 2419-nucleotide messenger RNA. Lineage: Eukaryota; Metazoa; Chordata; Actinopteri; Cichliformes; Cichlidae. The record is from RefSeq and is a predicted model, not a curated record.